AAAAGUGACGCUAACACACACACACACACACACAAGCCGGAGCCGAGAAGAAGAAGGGGGAAUAGCGUUUUGUUUCUUUUUUCUUUAAUUUGUUCUCCUUUUAUUCUUUGGGCGUUUUGUAGUUGUAAUUUCGCUGUAUUCUCGCUGUAAGGAAUUCAACUGCCCUGCUCCUCUGAGCUAGUGCUAUCUAUCUAUCUAUAUCUAUACAGUUAACGUCCCCAUGCCGCUGUCCCCUCACGCGGCGCUGUUUUGACAGUCCGGCUCUCAGUGAACCAACUGAAGCUAACAGCUAGCAGCUAGCUGCAGCUACAUCACAUACUAGCAUCGACACACAACCUGAAGGAUUCCUCUUCACACGGACUCAAGACACACACAACGGGCUCCUGACUGGAGGACAGACCAUGCUGCUGCACUGAGCCGGAGGGAGAGAAAAGAGAGAGGCCCCAGAGGACCGCUGAGGUGGUGGCUGGCCUGUUGGUGUGCCCCUCCCCUUUGUCUGGCCGGCUAGCUGCUGCCUCUUCAGUUCACCUGAUCGCUCCCCACCCCGAAGGCUAAGGCUUGCUAUGGACUGCGCUUCGCCCCCUGCUGCAGCCCAGCCCAGUAUACUACCUUAGUGGUUCCCCUAAUCUUCCUGUGUGUGGUUCCCAUCCAGACUCACAGUACGGAGUCCAGCACAGAUCUGGUACCACCUACAGCCACUCCUGGGUUCUCCACCCAACCCCCUCCCCAACUCCCACCCUCUCCCCCUCCCCUAAGAAGAUGUCAGUGAGCGUGACAACAGACAUCCAGCAGGAGGGAGAGAGUGGGCCACUCAUCGAGCCCUGCAGUCGAGGCAAAACCUCCCCUCAACCACAGGGCACCAAGGAAGGGACAGGAGAGGGCCUGGAGCUGGAGGAUAGCUCCCCACAGGAUGCACAGAAACGGGCUCCUAAUCAUAGCCAUGGCAGGAAAAGGGCCAAGUCUAAUGCCAAACUGAAGCUGGUACGGAGUCUGGCAGUGUGCGAGGAGUCCUCUGGUCCGUUCUCCAAUGAUGGACUUCCAGAAUCGCAAUGGAAUGUGGUUUUCCAGGAUAUCAUCCAGCUUCACAUCAGCUGUCCAUCAGACAAGGAAGAGGAGAAGUCCUCAAAGGACGAGUAUGAAAAUGAAGAGAAGGAGAAGAAGGACAAGGCUCCGCGAAAGAUGUUGUCACGUGACUCCAGUCAGGAAUACACUGACUCCACGGGCAUCGACGUCCAUGAGUUUCUGGUCAACACACUGAAAAACAAUCCCAGGGAUCGAAUGAUGCUGCUCAAACUAGAACAAGAUAUCCUGGAGUUCAUUAAUGACGACAAUAACCAGUAUAAGAAGUUUCCUCAGAUGACGUCUUAUCACCGCAUGCUGCUGCACCGUGUGGCUGCCUACUUCGGCAUGGACCACAAUGUGGAUCAGACAGGCAAGGCUGUCAUCAUCAACAAGACCGGCAACACGCGCAUCCCAGAACAAAGGUUCUCCGAACACAUCAAGGAUGAACGUAACAUGGACUUCCAGAAGAAAUUUAUCCUUAAGAGAGAUGAUGCCAGCAUGGACAAGGAUGAUAAUCAGAUCCGUGUGCCGCUGCAGGACGGUCGACGUAGCAAGUCCAUUGAAGAGCGAGAGGAAGAGUAUCAGCGGGUACGAGACCGGAUCUUUGCCCGAGAAGUGUCCUUUUUUCUACAGUCCUCUCAAAAUGGAUACAUCAAUGACAACAGACUUUCCACUGAGGGCUACUGCUCUAGCUCUCAAAAGAGGAGGCAGAUCUUUAGAGGGAACCGUGAGAGCUCCAGCCGGGCGUCUAGCAGUCGUCAAAGCAGCACAGAUAGUGACAUGAAGUGCCUGGAGCCACGGCCCUGGAGCAGCACCGACUCAGACAGCUCCAACCGCACCCUCCGGCCGCCCGUCACUAAGGCUAGCAGCUUCUCUGGCAUCUCCAUCCUCACCAGAGGGGAUAGCCUUGGCAGCAACAAAGGCUCACAGGGAAGCUGUAAAGGCUCUCGCUCUGGCCUGCCUCUAGUCAGCCCUGAUGUGUGUCCCCUACCUGCAGCCUCCCAGUCUAGCCGUAGCCUACUUCCCUGCCCAUCACAACAGCCACAGCCCCUGGUUCCGCCUCAGACUGCCCUGCUGCCCACCCCACAGCAGCACCCCAUGGGAAACCACAUGAUUGCUCAGCCGGUGGCAUCUCUGCAGCCCUCUCAGCCUGUCUCCUACUCCAGCCCUUCCUGUCCCCAGGUUCUCCUGCCAGUUUCUCCUCCCCAGCAGUACACAAUGGGAGAAGAGCUGGCGCCUCAAUUCACCCAGAUGACGCUGAGUCGGCAGGGCUCCAGUGAGAACCCUGAGCCUCCACCCAUGUAUCAGGCUCCUCCCACGGUGCUCACCCAGCACCCCCCUCCUCAGACCGGCUACAUCAUGGCUACCACGGGUCAGCCUAUGCCGCCUCCAUCUGGCUACCAGCCCGCCACUGGACACCCCCAUCCCCCACCUCCACCACCUCCUCCAUCCCAGCCCGUCAUGCAGGCCCCGCCGCCCCCACAAGGUUACAUGCAGCCCCCUCCACCUCAACAGAUACAGGUGUCAUACUACCCUCCUGGUCAGUAUCCCAGCUCAGGCCAGCAGUACCGUGUGCCCCAGCCCAUCUCCCACCAGGUGUCUUAUCCUGCCCAGCGCACACAACCCAUGCCUCAGCCCACACAGCAGUCAGGUCUCCAGACCAUGAUGCCCAACCAGCAGCCGAGCUACCAGGGCAUGAUAGGUGUGCAGCAGCCCCAAAACCCUGGUCUGCUCAAUUCCCAGAGGGCAGGCAUGGGAGGACAAAUGCAAAGCAUAAUGGUUCAGUACCCACAGAUGCCAUCAUAUCAGGUACCAGUUGGAAAUGAAAAUCAGCAGGUGGUGCAGCAGCAGUACCAGCAGCAGGUGAUGGUGCCUGUCAGCCAGUCUGUCCAGGGGCCCAUGCCUGUCUACUACAGUGUUAUCACACCCACACAGCAGAAUAGCACAAGCCCGGCUGUAGGUUACCUGCAGCCCCCCAGCUCUGAGCAGUAUCAAAUCACACAGUCGCCGUCCCCUUGCAACCCUCAACAGUUGCAGCAGCAAUAUUCAGGAGUACCGCCUCCUGGGCCUGGGGUGAUGGUCAUGCAGCUCAGCGUCCCCAAUGGACCACAGCCUUCCCAGAACCCUCCUCUGGUCCAGUGGAACCCAUGCAAGUACUACAGCAUAGAGCAGAGGCCCAGCAAGCCAGGAGAGCUCUACAAACCAGACAACACUCCACAGGCCAGUACCCAGCUGACGAGUCCCCUGGCCUCCCCCACUCAGUCACCCACCCCGUCUCCCUCCGGCAGCGUCAGCAGCGUCUGUCCAGGCCUGGGACCAUUACCCCUCAUUUCCCAGUUUCCCCGGCCAGGAGGACCAGCUCAAGGUGAUGGACGCUACUCUCUGUUGGGGCAGCCUCUCCAGUACAGUCUGUGUCCUCCUCCUCUCAUGCAUGCCCAGUCCUCCUACAGCUCCCAUCAGGGCCAAGGAGUAAUGAAACACGGGGCGCGAGGGAAAAAACAAACACUCAAAUCUGCAUCAACAGAUCUCGGCACCACCGAUGUUGUGGUGAGUCGAGUACUCGAGGUAACGGACCUGCCAGAGGGGAUUUCACGUCCAGAGGCUGAAAAGCUCUUCAACCAGCUGUCGAUGUGCGGUGCCAAGAUCCAGUGGCUGAAGGAGCCCCAGGGAGGCCGAGGAGGAGGCUGCGGCCCCUGUCUUGCCGGGCCAGGAGCCACCGCGGGGCUCGGGACCAGCCUGGGAGCGAAGGGCGACGGCAACGACCCGGCUCACCUCUACACAGUGGUGGCAGUGUUCCCCAGCACCAUGGCUGCCCAGAGUGCUUCCUUCAAACUUAACAACAGCGGGGCCAGCCUCUUCAAACUGAGGGCCGCCAAAAAGAACUAUGACCUGCGUGUUCUGGAGAGAGCCAGUUCUCAGUGAAAAGGAAAAAGAGAGAGGGGGAGGAAAGAAAGAAAGUGAAAGGGACAGAAAGAAAGAAAGAGAGACUCUUGGUGGAGUGGUGGAAAAAGGAAGGAGGACUGAGGCGGACUGCUCAUUAGUGUACAAUUUAAAAACAAAACUUAAAAAAUAAAAAAAAAAUGAGUUAAAAACGAUGUGUCAAAUGUAUAAAAGGGAAGAAGGUGUGAAUCAUGAGGUGGCUGGUGUUUGGUUGCAAAUAUGAUUUUGUUGUUUGUUUUUAUUCAUUGUUUUUGUUUUGUAUUUAUAAAGCAGAAGAGCACACAAGACACGCGAGCAUGUGUUUCACUGUUGCCGUGGAAUGUGUGCUGCCAUUAUACGAAAACACAUGCAAUGACACACACACACACACACACACACACACACACACACACACACACACACACACAACAGGAGACACCUACAGACACACACAAACGCAGGCAACAGGGUCACGUAGCACAUAACAAAAACACACUGGACAGUCGACCUCAGUCAAACCUUCUCCUCUUCCUCCUCCUCCCUCUGCUCUCCAACCCUUCCUCCUAUUCCUCCUUUUUCUGCCAACGCUUUCUCUCCUUACUCAACUCUCCGUCACCCAGUCGUCUCUUAAUCUCGCAUAUUUAUAAAUUUUCAUACGCACAGUUGCGCACUCUCUCUCUGCUUUCCCCCACCAACCGCUCUUUUCUUGCCAUGUCUCAUACUGCCUCUGCUCCUCUGUCCCUCUCAUGUACUCUCUCACUGCUCUCUCUCCUCUCUUGCUUUCUGUUUGCCUUACUGCUGUUGUGGGUUUCUGUAUUGCGCUGUUUUUUUUUUUUUCUCAGAAGUUUUUUUUUUUGUUUUGUUUUUUGGGAUUCAAUAUAUUUAUAUAAGUGAUGUAAGGAAUAAAAGAAA
Messenger RNA from Sebastes umbrosus (honeycomb rockfish), 4893 nucleotides. Its product is annotated as R3H domain-containing protein 2. The coding region runs from base 760 to 3984 and encodes 1074 amino acids. The transcript has 28 exons. NCBI's taxonomy places the organism in Eukaryota, Metazoa, Chordata, Actinopteri, Perciformes, Sebastidae. Gene Ontology annotation, molecular function: nucleic acid binding. The record is from RefSeq and is a predicted model, not a curated record.